GAUAUAGUGUUCACCACACGAUAUCCGUCGUGGGUUCGCUUUUUGCGCACUUCCUUCGGUCUCAUACAAACGCCGAGUGUUUUGUCGUCAUGAGCGCGGACUCGUCGGCGGUGCGGCCGCUGCCGUUCGUGCUGGUGGACGAUGACGGAGGCUUCAGCGUGAACCCCGAGGCGUGCGCCGUGCUGGAGAGGGUCAAGUCGCGGCUCGUCGUAGUGGCCGUAGCAGGUCUGUACCGCACAGGCAAGAGUUUCCUGCUCAACAUGCUCGUGAAGGGCGUAUCCGGGUCACGUCAGGAGCAGCCAGGUUUCGCUGUGGGCGGCACAGUCAACGCCUGUACCAAGGGCAUUUGGAUGUGGGGAGAGCCCAUCCCUCUGGACGAGGACACCAGCAUACUUUUCCUCGAUACCGAAGGACUAGGCUCUGUGGACCGCGAACAGACCCACGACACGCGCAUCUUCGCGCUGGCGCUGCUUUUGGCGUCGAACUUUGUGUACAACAGUCGCGGCGUCAUUGACGGCAACGCCAUUGAAGAUCUAUCGCUUGUGGUGAACCUGUCCAAGCACAUCCAGACGUCUUCGACUUCUAAAGACGCAGCAGGAAAUGCUGACAGGCUGCACGAGUUCUUCCCGAGCUUCAUGUGGGUCGUGAGGGACUUUACACUGCAACUACUGGACAACGGCAAGCCCAUUUCAUCCAAACAGUAUCUAGAGAAUGCUCUAAAGCCGACAGGAGGCUACAGCGAUGACGCAGUAGAGAAAGACCAGAUCCGAGCACUAUUGAGUGACUUCUUUAGACACAGAGACUGUGUGACACUCGUACGACCUGUGGACGAUGAACAGAAGCUGCGGAAUCUGCCCAAAGUGCCAUACGAAGAGCUGAGAGACGAGUUCAGAGCCAGCUUUGAGGGUCUUCAAAAGAGACUAUUUGGCAAGGCCAAACCCAAGAGCAUGUUCGGGAAACCGCUCAAUGGAGCGAUGUUCGUCAAUCUGGCUGGGUCUUAUGUUGAGGCACUGAAUAGUGGCAAAGCUCCCGUGAUCUCGAGUGCUUGGAGCCGCGUUGUACAGGCCCAGUGUCAUGAUGCACUGGAGGACGCAGUGGAACGGUACAAGUCUGAGUUACAUGCACGCGUGCGACGCUAUCUGUCGCCUAAACAGUACGAAGAAGAUGCUGGCUUUGAAGCUAACGGAGACAAGCAGGAUGACGAACUUGAAGUGGUGGAUAACGGCCAGGGCAGCAGCGCUAUGUUCGAUGAACACGGAAACCUGCGCAGUGUGGCGCUGCGUCCUGACCUGGAAGUACAGGAUUCUAUAGAAGAAGACCCGGCAGCGCCGGAGAAUGAGAUGAUUGAGAUCAUGGAAAAGGACGACGACGCAGAAGCACGAACCUUCGAACGGACACGCUUGCCUUGUUCAGAGGAUAAGCUUAGAAAUGUGCAUCGCUUGUGCAAGCGCUUGGCUAAGAAGAAGCUACGUGACAUUGUCGAUGGAGACAUGGGAGCUGAUGCCGAAGCUGGAGGAGGUGAUGAUUACAUGGCGCAAUUCCGCGCGGCAGUGAAUGCAGAGUUUGAUUCGUAUCGUCAGCAGAAUGCAGCAGCGUCCAUGGCGUACUGUCGACACGUGCUGGAUGUUCUAAGUCGACCAGGAACGGAGUAUCUGGCACACCCUGAGCAGCACCGCCAGAAGUCAGCGAUGGAACUGUUUCGUGAAACACAGACCUUCUUACAGGAUGAUUUGAGCGCGGUGCACAAGGAAUACUUUGCACAUGCCGUGGGUCCAUCAUCUGAUGCCGCUUACUGCGAGUUUGUGAGCCAACGCGUUCUCUCGCAGGUGAUUCAGCGCACAGAGGGUACGAAUGCUGCACACAUGACAGAAGUUCGUGCACUGGAGAAGCAGAUGAAUGAUCUGAGUGUCAAGGUGGCAGUGGCACAGGGACAGGCUGGUGCAAUGCAGGAACUUUCAGCUCAGCAACAACAGAAGUGCGAACAGGGGGUGAAGGAGGCUGAGCAGCGUUGCGCAUCUGAACUGGCUGGGCUUCGCUCCACGCUGGAGUUCAAGACUAACGAGCUGGAGCACAUUUUGAAUCAUAAUGCGACUAUGAAACGUCUGGCCGACACCGCACAACAGGGCCAAUACCGAGCAACGGAAUUUGCCUCCUCAGCCUUUGCACAGAUAUUGUGCGGAUACCUCAUCAAGCAGCACAUGGCUCCUGGUGCUGGCGGAUCAGCUCGCGCCAAGUGGCAGCAGCGGUAUUUCGUCCUGCAAGGUCCACAGUUGAGCUUUUACGACACUAAGGAGGACUAUGAACGCUGUCGUUCUGACAAUCCGCCUAUGGACGUCACGGGAGCGACCAUCGAAGACAACUAUGCUGUACCGGAAGCUUUCAGCGUUUCCUUCCGUGAUGACAAGUACUACCCGCUGCAGCUUCACGCAAAGUCCCGCGAGGUCAAGCAGGAGUGGGUGCGCAGUUUACGUGCUGCUGCAGCUGGUCGUGGUGCUGCACAAGGAGGAUCGCGCAGUCAUGCUUCUUCUAGCUCAUCCAUGGGAUCUUCUGCCUACGGUGAUAUGGGCAAUUCGUCUUCUUCAACGGCUUACCAAGGAGGGAGAGAAGGACCUCCUAGCUACGCAGAAUCGGCUUCGUCGGCCUACCAAGGUGGGGGCUAUGCUUAUGGAAAUUCUUCCUCGAACAUGUAUGGUCCUACAGGUGGAGCUGGUGGCAGCCGAUACAUGCAAAUGUAGUCAAGUCUACGUGGGUGCGAGUGAAGCACGGAAGUAUUUGAACGUUUAGCAAUGAUUUUGAUUUCCCAACUAGUGAAUACAGCCGCGCUUGAAGCAAUAAGUGCCAAGGGAAGCACGAGAUGGAAACAUUUAAUUCAUUAGACAAGAUCGCAGACAAGUUACUGUCGGAAAGUUGUUGUCCUCUUGACGUUGUGCGUUUUACGAUGGGGUCUUCAUGCCAACCUUGGUUGAACCGAUGUUACCACCACCGGCUUCAAGCAGAUUCGACACUCCGAUGUCCUCGAGGAUCUUGAUCACAGCACCAAUACCAAUGCGCUUCUGAGGGUCCCAGCGGCACAUUCGCUCUACCAGAUUCCAUUCCUUAUCUUUAAAAAUCGUUGGACGCGCUGGUAUCUUCUUCUCAACUCUCACUGCGUGGCUUACCCUUAUGUCCGCCAAAUCCCGUCCCCACGGAAAUUCACCAGUUACUGCUUCAAUGAUGCACAUUCCAAAAGCGUAAAUAUCUGAUGCAAACGUGGGCAGGUCUCCCUCUAAACACUCAGGUGCUUUCCAACGUACGGCUUCCGUGGUUAGCGUCUCUUUAGACUUCGCUGUGGUUCCCAGAACACUCAAUCCGAAAUCUGCAAUUUUUGCAGCUCCUCCCUCGCAUACGAGGAUAUUGUCAUUUUUGAGGUCUCCAUGCACGAUAUUGUGGUCGUGAAGAUGCUCGAUCCCGAGAGCUGCCUGCAGUAGACGAAACCACAGCUCACGACGUCUACCCUUUUCUGGGCGUAAGUAGUCGGUGAGGGUCUGACGUGUUGCACGCUCACAAACGAAGAACGGUUGUGGUCCUUCAUAGCAUGCUCCAUACAACUUAAUCAAAUUGGAGUGGUUCAGUGUAAACCACAAAUCUGCCUCGCGACGAAAUUGAUUUCGACGGUUCUCAUCGACUGCCAUAGGUUUUAGUCUUUUCACAACCACAUCUGUCCCGAACCAUUUGCCCAGGUUCACAGAAGCAAACCCUCCACUUCCAAUUCGGUCCUUCAGCUCUACCUGAUAGCUAGGGAUGAACCACUUGGGAAUCACAUCGGCACCUCUCACACCUCGCCGCUUCGCUUCUGUUAGCACAGUGUUCAUCGCCUUCACAACAUCCGGAGCGUAAGCACCAGCCCGAGUCUGCGCCUCAAACCUUAGCAUCGCGAUAUCUUCUGGCCGAUUCGUACGUUGAAAAAACGUUGAUGGACUCUUCAGGAGCUUCAGUAAUUCAUCUCGCUGGCUAGACUGAGCUUUAUCCCAAGUAGGCUGCCAGUGAUGUACAGUGUUCUGGCCUUGUAGCUGUGGACAGCUAUGCACUAGGUGGUCGAUUUGGUAGUGGAAGUGAUAGUUUUGGCCGGCUACCGACUGCGAGGCGAUCUGAAUUGACACGCUGCUGCUCGACAAAGAUUCAUCGAACAUUCUGAAAAAUUCCCAGACUAGCAAACUGAAAUCUUCAACCAAGAGCUUAGGCAGUUCUCCAGCACGUUCCAACUGCGCAUACACGUCUCGAAGGCGAUCAAACACCGAUCGAUCCUGGUGAGUAAAUUCCUGUUCGUGAUCUUCAGCCAGUUCGUCAAACAGCUCAGCAACGGUUCCAUCGAAGCUUGGUAUAAUGAAGUUUGAUAUGUUGCCAACUAACUGGGAUUCCUCUGCAUGCUUCUGACAUCCAUCCUCUGCCAAUUGCUGCAUUUUGAAACUCACGUCGUCCAGCUUAGUUCUCUCCGCAGGAAUCUCAGCACAUAGGCCUCGUAACAUCUCCCAUUCGUCGUCAUUGAUAAAUUCCGG
Messenger RNA from Phytophthora nicotianae INRA-310, 4535 nucleotides. RefSeq lists its product as hypothetical. Lineage: Eukaryota; Oomycota; Peronosporomycetes; Peronosporales; Peronosporaceae. The record is from RefSeq and is a predicted model, not a curated record. The coding region runs from base 90 to 2735 and encodes 881 amino acids. The transcript has a single exon. Gene Ontology annotation, molecular function: GTP binding; GTPase activity.